GAUUUUCUCUUACAAAGAGUAUAUUUUCUGUUCUUUCUUUUUUAUAUCUUUUGCAGAACAUUCAAGACAUGAGAAAUUGCUAUGAUAGCUUGCUUUCUGCUGCUGCUGUGACAGCAAACUGUGCAUAUGGUAUAAAUAAUAUGCUUCAUGAUCAAAUUCAUUGUUUGGACAUUUUUUUCCCCUUUUAAUUUUGUGGCUUCUAUAUUCUAUACCCUUUUUUUUUUUUAUCUGUUGGUAGCAUUUAAUUUUUCAUUGCAUUGUCUGCGGGUAGGUUUUCCACUUUCCUUUUCCAGCCAAAAGUGAUGUCAAUGCUUUAUAUGGCCUAACAUUAAAAAAGUCUACCUUUUGAUUGUUUAUGCAUUUGUAGAAUUCUCAGAAUCAUUGCGAGAAAUGGGUUCUUGUCUUCUCGAAAAAACAGCUUUGCUAUCUGACCCAGAAACUUGUGGGUGAAUUUCCUUGCAAUGGGUUUUUGAUUUAUUGCAAUGAGAAACCUUGAACCCUACAACAGUCAUUUGUUACAGGUGGGUGGGUCAAAUCUCAAGCUUUUAGAAUUUGUUACAGGUGGGUGGGUAAAAAAUUUCCUUGCCCAUUAUAUGGUGAUGUCGGUUUGGGUUGAUAUCAAUGGAAUAUGGGUGAGCUGUAAUGACGCUGCAUUUUUCUGCAGGACAUGAAACGGCAGUGUGAUGAAAAAAGGUACAUUUUUGUUAUACAUUCCUAUUUUUCUUUGGUUGCAGUAAGUCCUUUCUGAGUUCUUUUUGUGAUCUUCAUCCUUCAGAAAUGUAUAUGAACCGUUCAACUAUGUUUCCUUCUCUUUUAUUUUUUAUUUUUGGUUUGCACUUUCCCAUUUUGUAAUAAGAAAUGCAUUUCUUUUUUGCGUCUUAAAUCAUUUUGUAAUCCUGCACUUUGUAUCUUCUAAACAAAGGGUGGAUGCAAAUGGUUUCCUUAUCCAUACAACAAAGCAGGGAAAAUACCAACGAAAGUGCCUAACCCCUAUUAUUCUUCACUCGAUUCAGAGCAAAAAUGGCUGAAGCUAUCAAGUGCUUCUUUAUGACUUCCAUAUCAGAAUAAUAAGUUUUCCUAAUAUUACAAUCUUAAACUUGUCCUAAUGUAAAUAUCCUUUUGAAGGUACUUUGUAAAAAGUCCUGGCUGCAUCAAAUCAUCAUGCGAGUUGGAAUACCAUGAAAAGAUCUUGGAAGACACACUGCAAGUUGUCUGUAUGCACAAGGCUAACAACCUCUGCAAUAAUUGAAAGAGUUCCAAGCAAAUGGCCACAUCUUGUAUGGCAUCCUCCAUGGAAGAACUGUAGGGUAAGAAGCUUGUACUUUAUGAUAGGGUGGAUGGUAAAAGAAUUGUUUGGGUAUUUUCUAAGUGUGAUAGCCAUAGCUAGUUGAAUGAUAAGUUUUGUUGAUCUUUUCUUUUUCUUCUUCUUUUUUAAAUGUCUUGGAGCUAAUAUAAGUAACAUAGAAUUUUCUUUAUUCACUUUGAUGAUUGGCAUAUACUUGUUAGCUUAAAAUUAGUUAUCAAAUUUUUUGCAUCUACAUCUUUUGCAUCCACCCAGCUGAUUACUGUCCAGCUUCAUUGUCAAUUAGUUAAAGUAAUGUUAGGUUUAGGCAUGCAUUACA
Rubroshorea leprosula is the source of this 1622-nucleotide messenger RNA. The record is from the annotation of a GenBank genome assembly. NCBI's taxonomy places the organism in Eukaryota, Viridiplantae, Streptophyta, Magnoliopsida, Malvales, Dipterocarpaceae.